This is a messenger RNA of Talaromyces stipitatus ATCC 10500, 1247 nucleotides long. RefSeq lists its product as uncharacterized. The coding region runs from base 200 to 814 and encodes 204 amino acids. Gene Ontology annotation, cellular component: cytoplasm. Gene Ontology annotation, molecular function: phosphatase activity. NCBI's taxonomy places the organism in Eukaryota, Fungi, Ascomycota, Eurotiomycetes, Eurotiales, Trichocomaceae. The record is from RefSeq and is a predicted model, not a curated record. The transcript has 3 exons.
GUUCCACCAAGAAACUAGAAAAUUUCUUUUGAUGUGGUGUGACUUGGAGCGUUUCAAUCAUUGUACAUAAAGAAGUCAUUUUCUCUAUUUCAUUUCAAUUUCUUCGUUUCGUUCAUCACGUUCGCUAUACUUGAUCAACCCCGCGAUAACCCCGCUGACGUCCAUUGAAGAGGCUUAUUGACAAUCGCGUUACGAUACCAUGGCUCCGAUUGUUCACUUUGUGCGGCAUGCUCAAGGCUACCACAACCUCUCAACCGCCAACCAUAUCCUCCCCGACCCAGAACUCACACCAUUAGGCGAACAACAAUGCGCCAAACUCAAGGAAAGCUUUCCCUAUCACUCUGAAAUCGAGUUGAUCGCUGCCUCUCCAUUGCGCCGGACUAUCCAUACCGCAUUGCUUAGUUUUCAGCCCGUCUUCAAGGCGCACCCGGAUUUCAAAGUUCUUUGUAUCCCCGAAGCGCAAGAGACGAGCGACGUACCUUGUGAUACUGGAAGUGAUCCCGCUGUGUUACAAAAGGAGUUUGUCGAUCGUGGAUUGCCGGUAGAUAUUUCCUUGGUGCAUGAGGGUUGGAACAGCAAGAAAGGCAAAUAUGCGCCUACUAUUAGCGCUCUGAGGAACAGGGCCCGGGAAGUUCGAAAAUGGCUCAAAGCCCGUCCUGAAAAGCAAAUCAUCCUCGUCACACACGGUGGUUUACUUCACUAUCUAACCGAAGAUUGGGAAGAUGGUAGCAUGUACCAAGGUAAGACCUACAAUUCAAUUCCGUCUCGAGGUACCGAGCUUGCUGACAUGUCUCUACAGGCACCGGUUGGGUAAACACAGAAUACCGCACAUACAAAUUCUCCGAAACCAUCGACACUGAAGACAUCGAAGGCAACAAAGUAGAAGGAGGCGAUGAUCUCACAAUCGUCGAGACACCUGAAUCUCGUCAGCGUCGUGGAAAGCCCGCCCAGGCGCCUUCGCGAGAGGAACAAAAAGUGCUUUACCGCAAGGGUAUUGAUGGCUGGGAGAAGCAGGGGUUGCAGGCUAGUGCGCAAGAGCGCGAGGAGGGAAAAGUGGGUGAAGGAGAAGAGGUUAAUGGUAGUCGCAUUUAGAUUGCAUUGUUUGUUCUGGAAUAUACAUAGAUCAUACAGACUAGACAAAUAGAAGGUGGAAUUGACCAUUGAAAAGGACCAAGGACUGCACGACGCAUUCAAUGCAUCCUGAUUAUGUCGCUGCGUUACGCGUUCGCAAGGCAGCAGCGUUUGUA